Messenger RNA from Drosophila kikkawai, 1677 nucleotides. RefSeq lists its product as uncharacterized. Lineage: Eukaryota; Metazoa; Arthropoda; Insecta; Diptera; Drosophilidae. The record is from RefSeq and is a predicted model, not a curated record.
UUCCCCUUUAAGGAGUCUGCUUACGUGUCCCUAGAUCUUGUGUCUUGAUAAGAUUUCAUCAAGAUAAUUGCCGAUCUCCUGGUUGAGCCCAAUUGCCGAGUGGAGUCGAUUAAACAGCACAAUUGCUGCGCGAUCAACAGUUAGCCGUGGGGCGGGGCCGACACUCAAUUGUCAACAAAGAGAGCAACCAGUUAAUUGCAAUUUCCUUUAAUUCCAGUUUGCAGACAAAAUGUCAACGCAGCAGCAGCAAUUGGACUUCAUUGAGCGCUACCUGGUGUACGAUAUUUUCAAGUACUUUGGCUCUGGCGCUGAGCUGGAGGCGCACAGCGUCGAGUGCUCCAAUGGACUGGACGGCUUCAUGUCCGCCCUGUACACGGUGCAGCUGGACAUGAGCAUCGCGGGCCGCAAGCAAACCGAGGUGGUGCUGGUGAAGUUCAUGAAGGGCACGGAGGAGUUUCGCGAGAGCAGCAACUCGUACAUUCAGUUUGGCAACGAGACCUUCGCCUACGCCGAGAUCCUGCCCGCCUACGAGCACUUGUUGAGGGCGAGCCGCCUAUCCAGCGAUGUGGUGACCAACUGGGUGCCGCGCUGCUACUAUGCCAAGUUCGGCCAGGUGGAUGGUCUUGGCAGCGGUCGCGAAUCCGUGCUGGCUCUGAAGCACCUCAAGGGCGAUGGCUAUCAGCUGGGACCGCGACUGACCCUGCGACGGGAUCAGCUGGAGGCCAUGGUGGGCCUGAUUGGCCCCUUCCAUGCCUUGGGCUAUGCCACGCGUAUCCUGCAGCCGCAGGUCCAUGCCCGCCUACGCUCUGGCAUCGCUGAGAUGCCCUUCGUCUCCAGUUCGGGUCGGGCCAUCUUCGAUGUCCUGUAUCGCGUGGCCUUCGAUCGCUUCUAUGAGUUCUAUGACAGAAAAAAGGAGCAACUUCUGGGGGAAGCCAAGGAUGAGGGCUUCGGGGCUGCCAUCGAGCGUUUGCGCUCAAAAUACUUUGCAAAUCCUACGCACCUCUUGGAGUGGAUUCGCACCACUUCCCGAGACGAAGAUCAGCCGGAUAGUUACUUUGCCACGAUCCUGCAUGGCGACUACAACCGGAACAAUGUCCUCUUCCACUAUGGUGUGGAUGACAAGGUGGACGGCAUUCGGGCCAUUGAUUUCCAGGAGCUGCGCUUCAGCACCACGGCCAUCGAUCUGAGCUUCUUCUUGUACAUGAACACGCCAUCCGAGGGACGGGAGGAGAUCUAUGCGGAUCUGCUGGGCAAGUACCAUCAAAACAUGAUCGAAAUGCUGGAGCUGGUGGUGAGGCGGAAUCAGGGAGAGCUCAGCGAGGAGCGAGUGGAGCAGCUGCUCAAGGACUACAGCUUCGAGCGCUUCCAGGCUCAUUUCAAGCGCUAUGCCUUCUACGGCGUUCUGGUCUGCAUGCACUUCAUGCCCUGGCUUUUGGGCAGCGAGCGGGACUGCGCCGAGCUAUCGCGACUCUUUGACACGGACAUGCAUGGCCCGGCCUUCCAUCAGCUGUCGCUGGACAUAGCCGGUGACGUGGCCAACGAGGAGAUCUUCAAGACGAUGCGUCAUGCCUACGAGCAGGGCUACAUGGAGGAGAUAUAAGCCAGGCCCAAGCCUUGUUAACCACUAAAUACAUUCCAAAAGUUGGCAACCCACUUUUGAGCUAAUCUCUGUCUGAA